AUGGCAGAAGGGAUCAAGAAGCAGUUUCGGAAGCUUGGAUGGCUGUUAACCCAGUAUCAAAAGAAAGGCCACGGGCCUGAGGAUGGCGAUGGUAAGGUGGUUAAAAGAGGGUCGCGGAAGGGGAAGGUUUUACCUGAGCCGACUGCAGGGUUCGUCCAGCGUGAUGCGCCCUCCCUCUCUUUGUGGGAUUCUCUUCGUUCUGGGAUGCAGGUGGAUCUGGAGGUGGUGGAUGUGGAUGGUGAUAGUUUUGAUGAGCUAGUUGGGCCGGAAAUCUUUUUUGUAGUUGGCCCCUUGUCUAAGGAUAUGGUGGAUUUGGUGCCACCUUCACCGGAGAAGUCUCUGCCUAGUGGGAGGCAGGAAGAAUGGUUUGAUUUAAUGAUUGACACUGUUGUGCAAGGGCAUGUGGCUAGUCAGGAGCCGUGGUUGCGGUCGGACCUUCUGCUGGAUUUAGCUUCAAACCUCAGGGCAGGGCUUGUUAACUUACGGAAAGCUCAGUCCAGUUUUGAAGCUAUUUUAUGCGUUUGCUUUCCAUGCAGGUGGAAGAGUAGAACGAAGGAAGUGGCUCAGCCGGCAUUUGGACAGAGACAUAUUAGAAAGGUUAAUUACGCAAAGAUCCAAACGUUGUUCCGGAAGAAGUCAAAGGAUGCGGCGAAGUGUGUGUUGGCCGGCACCUGGCGAGAGGCGUACAAAUUGGACGGGGGUCUACUUGUGGGUGAUUUGGAGUACUGGAGGUCCAUCAUCCAGACGCCGGGUAAGGAGGAUUGUAGACCUGUGGAGCAGCUUGAGGAAAACUAUGGCCUCCUCGGGCCAGUAGGUGUAGCAGAGAUUGGCGAAGUGCUCCGUAAGAAUCAUAAUACUUCUCUAGGGCCGGAUGGCGUUACCUUUAGUAUGCUCCGGCGUGCUCACUGGAAGGUUUUAGCACAGGUUUUCAACGUAAUGCUAUCGUUAGAGGCACCAGCAAAUGCGGUAACGUUGGCCAGGAUCUCCUGA
Messenger RNA from Dicrocoelium dendriticum, 990 nucleotides. The record is from the annotation of a GenBank genome assembly. Lineage: Eukaryota; Metazoa; Platyhelminthes; Trematoda; Plagiorchiida; Dicrocoeliidae.